Microbotryum saponariae is the source of this 1549-nucleotide messenger RNA. Lineage: Eukaryota; Fungi; Basidiomycota; Microbotryomycetes; Microbotryales; Microbotryaceae. The record is from the annotation of a GenBank genome assembly.
AUGUCGAGCAUCUACAACUUCUUUGCUGGACCGGCCAUGACGAACGAAGGACCUGAACCGCCACUGCCACCGCCUGCACCUACCCCGAGUGGAUCGUCCGGGGCGACGGGGCAGUCGGGCUGGUCUUCGGCGACGUCGGUGGGGCCGCCGUCUUCGCUGCGUGGACGGACCUACAUCGUCACGGGUGCGUACGAUGUGAGGUGGAGUGAUGACCAGCUCACCCACGUGUGAGCUACUACUGCAGGGGCGGCGUCCGGAAUCGGGAGAGCAACAGCCAUCCAUCUUGCCUCGCUCGGCGCCCAUCUCGCGCUGACCGACAUCGACGCCGAGCUGGGCUCCGAGACGUGUCAGCUGAUCCAGGCUACGGGAAGCAAGAUCGACGUCGUUUUCGCGACCAUGGACGUCACGGGUGCGUCACCCGGUAUAUCUUGACCUCGCCGCUGACUGCUCUUGCCGAGCUUGGCCCGAUCAAAACUUGCCGAAAACUCACUCCCCGCCGAUCGCUCGUGGUGGAUCCGAGACAGAUCACGAGGCCGUCGUCAAGCUGGUGAGAAAGUUCUACGGCACCUUCAAGAGACUGGACGGGCUCGUCAACUGCGUUGGUACGUUAUCAACUGGCUCUCGACGCCCGAAAGUGCUCUGAUCGGACACUGAACCUCAAUUUGUGCCGUCUCAAUUUUCAGGCGUCCAACUGCCGUCGCCGCUGGCCCACGAAGCUCCGGCCGAUCUGAUGACCAAAAUGCUAGACAUCAACGUCAAGGGGGCCUACUCGUUUUGUCAAGCCUUCAUCGCGCCAAUCAUGCAACAGGGAGAAGACUGGCAGGCCCCCAUCGGGGGUUAUUCUAUCGUGUGAGCAAUGGAGGCGUUCGUUGCUCGGCUGUGGGGUCGUGCCUCGGUCAUACUGAAGUGUUGGACGUCUGUUGUUGAUUAAGAAAUGUCGGAUCGACGGCAAGUCUGCGGGGGACUGUCCAGUCCACGGCCUAUGUGAGCUCCCAGGCGCGAGGCUAACUCUUGCCCCUUGUGCUGACUUUCCUGGGACCCCCGCCCGGGCACUUUUACAGUGCGCCAGCAAGCACGCUCUGCUAGGCUUCUCCCGAUCACUCGCUCUCGAAUACGCGGCCUACAACAUCCGCACAAACGUCGUCGCACCUGGGUUCGUCUCGACGCCUUCGUUCCACGACCAUUUUUCUAGCGACAUCGUCGACCAGACCGAAGCCGAAGCCACCGCCUCGGUCCCGAUGAAGAGGAUCGCAGAAGCACGGGAGGUCGCCCACGUCAUUGCGUUCCUACUGAGCGUGGAGAGUAGCUACGUCACCGUACGUCUGAGCAGAACCGGGCGUCUCUGGCUGCACGUCCCGCGUCUUCUUCGAGCUAAGACGAAGUGUGCUCUCCGGUUCUUCCACAGGGAGCCGUCAUCCCCGUCGAUGGUGGUGCGUCGGUGUGAGCGGUCGCGAAUACAGCCCACGUACUUUUCUAUAUUCUUCCCGUACCCGCAAAUUUCUCUCGUACUGUAUGACACGUUGCAAUGAGUAGGCAAGCACGUAUUUGA